This is a messenger RNA of Nerophis lumbriciformis (worm pipefish), 714 nucleotides long. The record is from RefSeq and is a predicted model, not a curated record. Lineage: Eukaryota; Metazoa; Chordata; Actinopteri; Syngnathiformes; Syngnathidae.
AUGCCUAAAAAUUCCGAAUUAAAGAUUAGCGUCGAAAAUGCGGCGAAGGUGGAAAGCUUCAAUCAAGCUUUGCUAUUUGAGACAAACAAUCUUUUCUCAGUUUCGAUUCCUGCCAAGAUCCUCAAGCUGAAUGCUCUGCUUCAGGAAGUCAAUGGGAUAGAUAUGUCGGCACUUAAAGCGCCACUGGACAUCCCCAUUCCUGAUCCACCAAACCCUGAUGAAGAGGAGAUGGAAACCAACGAAGAGAAGAAGAAAAAACCCAAAUGCGGCUUUAUCAAGUCCAACGAAACCAUCUUGGAGCUUGUGGGCAAGUUGAAACCCGAAAUCGCCAACCAACGGGAGACGUUCAUCACCGUGGCAUGCUGGAUUCAGCACUUCAUCCCCAAAAUUGAAGACGGGAACGACUUUGGCGUGGCAAUUCAGGAGAAAAUCUUAGAGAGGAUUGCUGCCGUGAGGACCAAAGUGGACGGCUUCCAGCCAAAUAUUAACAAGUACUUCCUCGAAAGAGGAGACGCCGUGGCUAAAGCCUCCAAAGACACUCAUGUGAUGGAUUACCGUUCGCUUGUCAACGAGAAGGACGUCGCCGUCUACUCAGACAUCAGGACGAUCAUCCUGGAUUUACGUAGCUUUUACGUGGAACUUUACGACAUGAUCAGCAAGAACAUGGAGAAGGUGACCAAUCCUAAAGGCGAGGAGAAGCCGUCCAUGUACUAA